Messenger RNA from Harmonia axyridis, 1842 nucleotides. Its product is annotated as phenoloxidase-activating factor 2. The record is from RefSeq and is a predicted model, not a curated record. Bases 335 to 1618 code for a protein of 427 amino acids. The transcript has 3 exons. NCBI's taxonomy places the organism in Eukaryota, Metazoa, Arthropoda, Insecta, Coleoptera, Coccinellidae. Gene Ontology annotation, molecular function: serine-type endopeptidase activity. Gene Ontology annotation, biological process: proteolysis.
CCUUUGGAGGUGGACUCUGUAUACACUGUGUCUGACAGACCAAGAACAUCAAUUGUAUAUUAUUGAAUGUGACGUCAAUAACGUUCAAGGUGUUGUUGUUGCGAGAUCUAUCACAGUUUUCGUUUUUAUCUGGUGAGUUUCAUCGAAAAUGUCAAGUUUAGUCUUCGAUUGAGGAUGUUCAAGUGCUUAAAAUUGUUGGAUAAGUCAUCCUAGUAUCAUCAAUACCAACGUAUUUUAUUGUUUUCGUAUGUUAUAUAUUGUUUUCGAGUUCUUGUUGAGGAGUUGAAAAGUUACUGGUGUACUCCAGAUCAAGAACAAUCAUUCCCGAUUUAAAAUGCAGAGAUUAACAACCAUAUUCUUGGUAUUGUCUUGCACAACGACGAUCUUGUGUCAACAGCAACAAGGAGGCGAUCUUACAGAUUUGAUCAACUCCGUCUUCACUACACAAAAACCUGCAACAAACAAUCCCAAUCCUUCUAGGGGAGGAGACACUGGAACUGGUGGUAACACUGGAACGGGUGGUAACACUGGAACAGGUGGUAAUACCGGUGGUGGAGGCCUCAACUUAGAUCCAAACACAGGUGGGAUACCAGGAACAGGACAGUGUAACUGUGUACCAUACUACCUCUGCAACAAUGGCUCUGUCAACACCAAUGGUGAGGGAGUCAUUGAUAUAAGAAUCAACGAAGGGCCUUGUAACGACUACAUCGACAUCUGUUGCGAAAAAGACCAAACAGCCGAAACUCCCAUAACACCAGCACCCCGUCCUGAAAGAAACACAGGCUGCGGCUACAGAAAUCCAGAUGGCAUAGCCUUCAGGAUAACAGGAGCCAAUGACAAUGAGGCCCAAUACGGGGAGUUUCCUUGGAUGGUCGCCAUCCUCAGAGAAGAGACUGUGCAAGGUUCAACCAACGUGCUCAAUGUCUACCAAUGUGGAGGUGCUCUAAUUCACCCUAGGGUUGUAGUGACCGCUGCCCACUGCGUUACAGCCAAAGACAAGAGGUUCAAGAUCAGGGCAGGGGAGUGGGAUACCCAGACCAAAAAGGAGCUGUACCCUCACCAAGACAGACAAGUGCAGAGGGUGGUUUCACACAGGGAAUACUACGCUGGGGCUUUGUACAACGAUAUAGCCCUUCUUCUCUUGGACACCCCUGUGGAAAUAGCAGAGAACGUCAAUGUUAUCUGUUUACCUCAGCAGGACGAGGUCUAUGACAACUCCAGGUGCUUUGCUAGUGGAUGGGGUAAAGAUGUAUUUGGUAAAGAAGGAAAGUACCAGGUGAUCUUGAAGAAGAUCGACCUGCCGAUGGUACCAAGAGACAGGUGCGUGGACGAGUUGAGAAAGACACGUUUGGGCAAGUACUUCGAGCUCCACAAAAGCUUUGUGUGUGCUGGUGGUGAGAAAGGAAAGGACACCUGCAAAGGAGAUGGUGGUAGUCCCUUGGUGUGUCCACUGAAAGGACAGUCCGAGAGGUAUGUCCAGGUUGGAAUCGUAGCCUGGGGUAUUGGUUGCGGAGACACCAACACACCGGGUGUUUAUGCUAACGUGGCCAAGUUCAGGAACUGGAUUGAAGAACAGCUCAAUCUUUUGGAGGUACAAGGCAAGCCUUUCGAGUAUUAGUGGUGUUAGCGAAAUGGUUUGAGUUGAAAGGACAGUCUUGGUUGCAAGGCUGAUAUGUGAUGUUUUUAUGUUGAUUUUAUUUGGAGAAUUUGAUGCUUUUAUUCGUGAGGAUAUAUCUUAACAAGUGCCACUGUUCGUGUCUUAUGAACACUCAACGAUGAACCUGAUUUUAUUGUCAGAAAAAAUUGUUACUGUCUAAUAAAUUCGAUAUUUUAUUAAUUAUA